CAAAUAUUUUGGGAUUUUGACAAAUAUUUGGAAUUUGGGGGUUUUGGCAAUAUUUGGGAUUUUGGUAUUUUGGCAAAUGCCCUAAUCUCAUUCCCAAAUCGCUGUAAUGCCAUUAUUUGCCGAAAUAGUUUAGGAUGCAAUUCUCUACAUUUGACACAAUUGACACAGGCAGUUACAAUAAUUAUAAUUCCUAAUGGUACAAUUACGAAACCAGUUUGCGCUAGAGAAAAUCUAAUUCAAGACGCAAGCCUAAUACUUGUACCCUACUUGCUCGUUACAUCUUUAAUAUCCGCAACAUUUAUUUUUAAUCAAGUAAUUAUAAAACGUAAAUCGGUAUUUUAUCCUUCAUCAAGAGAACGAUGCUUUAAAUGGAUGAAGCCCGAAGAUGCUUUUAACACUGUCGUGUGCGUUUAUCAUCUGACAGAGGCUGCUUGUUUAUUAUUGUUAAUUAACGACAGUUAUCCAAAUUCGAUAUAUGCAGAAUUUUUUUGCUAUCUUUCGAGGCUUAUUGGUUAUUCUUUAGCAGUGAUUGUUCCAAUUAGUUUAAUACAUUCGACGCCUGAGUCUCAAUUGUAUGCUAUGAACUCUCGAUGGAAGCCAAAUAAUUAUCUUGAUAUUUUUGCACUCUGGUUAAUGAUCACACCAUUUAUAACGAAUAUACCAUUGUCAUUACUGACAGGCUAUUAUGCUGACAAGAACGAAGUCUCAAUCGCGUCACGCACACUGAUGAACGCAGAGUGCAGAAACUACAAAUUACCAGAAAAAUCAAAUCAAAUUUCUACCGAACCAACUUAUGUAAUAGAAUCCGUAGAAUUGAAUCAAAUGACGAAUGAUCAUGAAAAUGCUCGCACACCAAUCGUUGAAGCUAUAAAACGCUUAACAUCCUCCUCAAAAAAUGGCACUGCUUGUUUAGCAUCUAUAGGCGGAACAACACUUGUAUCUGAACAAUUUGGAUCUAUAGAUCAAACGUUCAUAAAAUCUGAUAAUAGUUCAAAUUUACAAGAUAUUAGAGACAGUUAUGCACAAGAUAAUAGAAGUGAUUUAUCUAGUAGUGUAAUGAGGGCUUGGUUGGUAAAGAAACCGUUAAGAUGCGAUAUAGCUAAAAGUUCACGAAUGUAG
Messenger RNA from Racocetra persica, 1119 nucleotides. Lineage: Eukaryota; Fungi; Glomeromycota; Glomeromycetes; Diversisporales; Gigasporaceae. The record is from the annotation of a GenBank genome assembly.